Molecule: messenger RNA, 2561 nt
Organism: Aureobasidium pullulans EXF-150
Lineage: Eukaryota; Fungi; Ascomycota; Dothideomycetes; Dothideales; Saccotheciaceae
Exons: 2
Coding region: 141-2561 (806 amino acids)
Biological process (GO): cellular response to amino acid starvation; negative regulation of TORC1 signaling; TORC1 signaling
Cellular component (GO): GATOR1 complex
Source: RefSeq, a predicted model, not a curated record
AUUGACUGCAAUGUCCUGAACAGACAGAUACCUUCAGCUGCUCUACCAAAUCAAGUUGAUGUAGGUAGUAAGCUGGUUACUCCUUAUUAUGGCACGCGACAGUACAUGAACCACAGACCCGUGUCUGGAAUACAACAGCAAUGCCUAUCCGACCAUUCAGUCUACCGCCCAAUCCCUCGCUGGUGGCUGUAAUUCUCAUCAUCCGUACUCGAUCUGGUCCGCGACUCGUCUUCCAUUACCCGGGGAUCCCUGAGGCGAUUCAGCGCAACACAUCAUGGCACUUUGGAUCAGCGAACAGCGACUCAGAGGAUGCUGGCAGUUCGUCGGACGAUGAUCAGACUGUGGUCUCUGAUGACGAGAGUACGACAUCCUCGCGACAGACAGCAAGACCGAGUAUAGUAUCGCAGAGUCGUGGUGUAGGAAGCAUCUCUUCCAAGAGGACGACCCGCACGCUGCACUCGGACGCACCGGAUAAUGACGAAGACGACGAUGACAUCGACAAUUUGGAUGUCGAUCGCAAUGUCUGUGAAUGGGAGAAGCUGCUAGGAUAUCCGGUAGAGGGCCUUGAGAUGAUGCUCUCACCCCCGUCAAGCAUGCACAAGAAACGCUUCGAGGUUAUGCUGGAUGAUCUGGUCUUUCUCGGAUACCCAAUAUUUGUACGCGAUGACGGAACUUGGAAGAAAAAGAAGAGCAAGAGGAGGGCAACAACACAAGAUGGGAAGAGCAGUCAAGGCGGUGACGGCCAAGAGGAGGAAGAUGCGAAUGGCAGCGGUAGUGAGAAUGAGAAUGACGACGACGAAGAAGGUGAAGGCCGUGACAUGUUCAGUCCACCCUUGUCACCCCUCACACCUCGACGACCGCCUCAGUCCUCAGACUUGCCACACAGUUACCGGUCUGAUGCCAACAUGUCUGAGGCUGCUUCAGAGACUGGCAGUGCCAACAGUAACCAAGACGAAAUGACCAUGUUCCACGUCGUCUUCGUUAUGAAUCCACCGGCCCUAGAAUACCACAUUCGUCUGCAGGAAAUGUACGACAAUGUCGUCAAGAAAUUUGCCAAAGCCCUUCGCUAUGAACAAGCUCGCUCAAACGCCAUCUAUCAAGAUGCGAAGAAGAUGCAAUCACUGAAAGCACAAGCAAAAGAGAACAAGACGCCCAUGUCUGUGUUGUGGCCGACUUUGAUAACGCAAUGCUCGCUAGCAAAGGCAAUUGCUAUCUUGUAUACCAGUAUUGCAAACAAUAAGAUUGCCCAUAUUAGUAUCGGCCAAGGCUUCGAAGCGAGCAUCCAGAUUCCACAGGCCAUCUCGACACCCUAUGUGCCUACGCCCACAGAGCCACAAUUACCUGGCUUAUGGCUCACUACCGCAAAUAGCUUAUCCGACGACGGUCAAUCUCUAUCUCCCCAUGCCGCUCUCCUUCUCCUCGAAGACAAAGACAUCAUGCUCAAAGAAGUCGAAGGCGACGGCAAAGACCCAGCCUCUCCCCUCGCCUUCUUCAUCCGCGAAUUGACACCCACCAAAUCUCUCACCAAACUCUCCGCCGCCCUAUCCCUACCACUCUCAGAUGUACAAUUCUUAGCCCGCCACCUGAUUUAUUGGCGCAGAGCUAGAGCUAUCCCACCCCUGCAUAUCAGAGACACUUACAUCGUUUCUCCCAAUUGCGAUAUGCGGCAACUCACCAAAGCCAUGCCAUUGUAUGCUGCGAGGUUUUCUGCUCUUCCUAGUUUACCUAAGAUGUUGCAGAAUUUGAGCGGGAAACCUAUUCAGUAUGGGUUUUUGGUUCCUAGUAAAGAUCAUAAACCGGCUUAUAUGGAGAUAUUGGCUUGGUUGUUGAGAGGAGCGUGGGUGACACAACUCAGGACGUUUGCUUGGGUGAAGGUGUCUGCAGAGGUAAAAGCAGCUGUGGGAAUCAAGAUGCGCGCGGACUUUGAAGAGAAAGUGGCGAAACGACCACCGAGUGCGCUGAAACAAGCAGCGUUGAAUUCGAAAUUGAGUCAACAAGGCAGUAACGACAGACGCACCUCUGAAGAUUUCGACUCCAUCUCCGAAGUCGCCAGUUCGAGAUUAUCGAUUGCGAGUUCGCAGCUUUUAUCACCCACAUUGUCAAGAUCUGCCAGCGAUGCAGGAAGCAAUGGUAGUGGAAGAACGGCCAUACCACCACCACCUCAACCCCAUCGAGCGGAAACAUCGCCAAAUCUCCAAGCCACUCGCGAUCUAGCACCCUCGCCUCCAUCUAUUCUUUCAAACAGCAGUAACCACGAUGACGAUACCUCCACCAUCGCCUCUGCAUCCCUGCCUUCCUGCGAUCCUGCAAGCUAUGAACAAACUCUUGUCCUAUCGCCUCAUAAAGCGUCUACUGAAGAAAGUAGAUGGCUUGCUUAUAUCGGCGCGAAUCUGAAAGAUGCAGAAGCAAAAGAAUAUUGGGGUGUACUGGUUAAGCAUUUCGAUGGCAAGAGGGCUAUGGAAGAGAUUGGAGCUAGAGAGGGGUUGAAGAGGAGUAAAGUGCAAGCGCUAUUGCAGAAAUUGGAGGGUGAGAGUGUUGUUCAUGUGGUUAGGCAUUGGUAG